GAACGGAACAAGUUUGUUGCUGGCCGCGACACGCGACGGAGUGUGAAUUAAUGCUUGAGGGACACAUAUUUUUCCAAGUGAAUCCGGUGUGUUAUCCGUGAGUGGUGCGGAAGAAGCUUCAUAAAGCUAGAGACUAAUUGUGAAUAAUUCAGGGAAUUGUGAGGUGUACUACCUGAACGGGGCUGGAGAUAAGCCUGAGGUGAAAUUUGUUCCGAAUACCAAGUGACGAAUUCAAUCACGUAGCAUUUGGUGAUAAUGACAACCUACACCGACAAGGGCCCGAAACCGAAUGGCGGCAAGUUCCUGUGCUUCGAUCAUCUCACCUUCUACGUGGGCAAUGCAAAACAAGCGGCCAGCUACUACACCACCCGCAUGGGAUUCGUCGAGCUGGCAUACCAAGGACUUGAAACCGGUAGCCGCAAGCUCGCUAAGCACGUAGUUCGCCAGAACAAAAUCACGUUCGUAUUCGUUUCGGCAUACGAGCCGGAAAAUACCGAGCUGGGAGCUCACCUGGUCCGUCACGGUGAUGGUGUGAAGGAUGUAGCUUUCCAAGUCGAAGACUUGGAUAUUAUUGUGAAGCGAGCCAAGGAACGAGGUGCCGUCAUGGUUCGCGAUAUCUGGGAAGAAAGCGAUGAAUUCGGAAAGGUGCGUUUUGCAACCGUCAAAACGUACGGAGACACCCAGCAUACAUUUGUGGAGCGGAAGAACUAUCGGGGAGUGUUCCUACCCGGGUACAAAGCCCCGCUCUACGAUGAUGCAUUAGUGAAAACGCUGCCGCCAAUCAAUUUGGACUUUGUCGAUCACGUAGUCGGGAAUCAGCCCGACUUACAGAUGGAAUCGACAGCUGCCUGGUACGAGAAGGUUCUGAUGUUCCACCGAUUCUGGUCCGUGGACGAUAGUCAGAUUCAUACCGAGUAUUCCGCACUGCGAUCGAUUGUUAUGACCAACUACGAGGAAACGAUCAAAAUGCCAAUCAACGAGCCGGCCAAAGGCAAGAAAAAAUCGCAAAUCGAAGAAUACGUGGAUUAUUACGGCGGCGCCGGAGUUCAACAUAUCGCGUUGAAUACCAGUGACAUUAUAUUGGCAAUUAAAAAUCUUCGCGCGAGAGGAAUGCACUUCCUUUCUGUGCCGGACACGUACUACGAACAGCUGCGAGAGCGACUACGAAUCAGUAACGUAAAGAUCAUUGAGGAUAUGGACGUCCUGCAGAAGUUAAACAUUUUGAUCGAUUACGACGAAAACGGAUAUCUGUUGCAAAUUUUUACCAAAAACAUGCAGGAUCGACCAACGCUGUUCCUGGAGGUUAUUCAGAGACGCAAUCAUAAUGGAUUCGGUGCUGGUAAUUUCAAGGCACUGUUCGAAGCCAUCGAAGCUGACCAGGAGAAGCGAGGGAAUUUGUAACGUGCGAAUUGAUCUACACUAUCGACUGGACCACGCUAUCACGCUUACCACUGGACAUGGGAGGAACUUAUGUUAGUUUAUAGACGAACCGUGGAUACCUAACCCUUUAGUAUUAGCUCUAGGAUAAAUAAACCGUUCUUGAUUUAA
Molecule: messenger RNA, 1548 nt
Organism: Topomyia yanbarensis
Lineage: Eukaryota; Metazoa; Arthropoda; Insecta; Diptera; Culicidae
Product: 4-hydroxyphenylpyruvate dioxygenase
Exons: 3
Coding region: 256-1401 (381 amino acids)
Biological process (GO): L-tyrosine catabolic process
Cellular component (GO): Golgi membrane; endoplasmic reticulum membrane
Molecular function (GO): 4-hydroxyphenylpyruvate dioxygenase activity
Source: RefSeq, a predicted model, not a curated record